This is a messenger RNA of Lactuca saligna, 786 nucleotides long. The record is from the annotation of a GenBank genome assembly. NCBI's taxonomy places the organism in Eukaryota, Viridiplantae, Streptophyta, Magnoliopsida, Asterales, Asteraceae.
AUGGACGAGGAUAAAACUUCAAACAUCAUUGCAAAAUUAUCUAAUAAGGACGUAAAUCUUAAUAUGUAUGAUGGGAGUUCGACAACAACCAUCAAUACUACAACUACUCCACAACCACCACCUACUUCUCCACCACCAAUAUCUACCAUUCUACCUACAACAAUUACAAUUGUAUUACCAUAUUUUCAAGUGGUGAUAAACGAACCUAUUAUAUCUUUAUUCUCACCUCAAUCCACAAAUGUUGAGAAAAUUGUUAAUAAAGAAGAAGAUGAAGAUUAUGCCAUGGUUGACUUUGGAGACUUAGAGUUUAAUCAAGAUGAGAAUGAUGUUCCUAAUAAUUCCCUUAUGUAUGUUAGUGGGCUUGAGGUUGAGUACUUGUUAAAGUCGCAAGAGUCAAUGUCUAGGACUGAAGCUACUCGUGAGUGUCAUUUGAUUUUUGAGAAGGUUAUGAACUCGUCAAAGCAAUCAAUAGAGCUCAAGCUUACUGUGCUUCGAAAUAUGUUGGAUCAAGAAGUUGGAAAGUUGGAGUUAUCCUUUGAUGUGCCUACAUCAAAUUUGAUUCCUCAAGAUCAAAUAACAUCCAUGGUCUCUUCUGUGGAGCAGUCUUUUAAAGCUAAAUUGGAACCAAUUUUUGACCUUGUUCUUCGUCUUCCAACCAAUGCUCCACGUUUUGCGAAUGUGUCGCAAGGGGGAGAAAUAGGGUUGGUGCGUCUGAAGGAACUAAUGAAGAUAAAAGCAUUGUUAUGGGAAGGGUUAUGUCUACUCAAAUUCUCACUUCGCUACUGA